AUGACUGAUACAUUGAAAUCACUCAAGAUUGCUUAUAUCUUUAUAGUUACAGCGAUUGUCUAUUUCGCGUUCAUUCCAGCAUUUUCGAAAAGAUGCAGAAGAAGUGCCCUGACCUUAGGGCUGAUGAAUUCAUUUGCAGGCGGUGUGUUUUUAGCUAUGGCUUUCGUUCAUAUAUUACCUGAAGCAGCUGAGACCUACAAUGCUUCAAUGGCUACAACAAAGGCUGAGCAUGAUGAUCAUAGACGACUUUAAAAUUCUGAAUCAACCGAGGAAGAACCAAAAGAAGAGCAUGCUCAUGAAGUUUUCCCAUUACCAUACGUGCUAUUCUUCUGCGGGUAUGCAGUGGUAUUGCUAGUAGAUAGGGUAUUCAGUGCACAUUUUGGGGAUUCUCAUGGACACGGGCAUGGGCAUGGUCAUGGUCAUGAUGAUGAUGAAGAUGAACAUUAAUUCGAUGAGAAAUUAGAGGAUAAAGAAAAGCUAUAGAGCGGUAGAAAAUCUUAACCUGAAAGUCAUCACAAUAACCAUGAUCACAAGCAUGAACGCAAUCAUGUUAAAAAGCCUGAUCAUCCAGGACCCUCAAGCUAAAUCACUAAGUCUGAAACUAUUACGAAGAAACCAGAAGAGCUUUAAAACAAAGAUAAUAUGGAAUCUCUGAGUCUAAGAAUGAACUAGAGCCCUGAUAAAUUAUUAGAUGGGGGUUCAAAUAGAAAGGUAGGUAGUGAUGAUGUUGAAGCAAUUGAAAUCUAAGAUGGAGUUAAUGAAUUUGAAAACUAGGAUUAAAUAGUCAAGAUUGAUGCUAAUGAAGCAAAUGCCUCUGAGGACAAAUCACAUUAUUUCCAUCAUCAUAUCAAAGAGCAUAACAAGCUUCCAAAAGACAAAAAAGUUGUAAUAUGCGGAAUAAACAUUACCCCUCUUGUACUUUUGAUUGCACUCGGUUUCCAUUCUGUUUUUGAGGGUAUUGCUCUCGGACUUAUUAAAGAUUUGCAAGUAUUCAUAAAUCUAAUGAUCGGAGUUACAAUACAUCAUAUUGUAGCUUGUAUAUCUUACGGAGUAUCCCUUGGCAGGGCAAAAAACAAAUCAUCUAAAGCUAUGGUAUUAAGUAUUGUAGGACUCUCACUCUUUGAAUCAGGUGGUCUAGCCAUUGGUUUAGGACUUAGUGAUGCCCCUGAUUUCGUAAGCUCAAUUAUUUUAAGUUUCGCUGGGGGUACUUUUGUUUAUAUUGCCUGCUCCGAGAUUUUAGUCCAUGAGUUUUCUGAGAAAAAGCAUAGAUAUUGGAAAUUCUUAAUGUUUUUAAUAGGUGCUGCAAUAAUCACCUGUCUAUGGUUCCUUCAUGCAGAAGAAAGCUGA
Stylonychia lemnae is the source of this 1347-nucleotide messenger RNA. NCBI's taxonomy places the organism in Eukaryota, Ciliophora, Spirotrichea, Sporadotrichida, Oxytrichidae. The record is from the annotation of a GenBank genome assembly.